This is a messenger RNA of Tripterygium wilfordii, 1237 nucleotides long. Its product is annotated as universal stress protein PHOS32. The record is from RefSeq and is a predicted model, not a curated record. The transcript is spliced from 3 exons. NCBI's taxonomy places the organism in Eukaryota, Viridiplantae, Streptophyta, Magnoliopsida, Celastrales, Celastraceae. The coding region runs from base 208 to 954 and encodes 248 amino acids.
AUGUGUCAUCAGACGCUCCACUUUUCUUUUCUGUCAAGCAGAACGAGUUUCAAGUUCCAUCCCCUUCUAUACGUCCUUCAUUGAUGCUUCACGCGUUUUGCAAAACCUCAGUUUCAUAACCCCCAAACCACAGCACCGUCAAUCAAACGUUGCACAGACCACUAAAACGACACCCAAAACCAAACUUCUCUACCCGAACGAUUCAGCAUGACUUCACCUAGACACCCAACACCGGAAGCCGUUUAUGUGCAGCCGUCCUCUCCGCGAUUCCCGCCCAGUGGGACGCCUACUGCCGGAACACAAAGAAAAAUCGGAAUCGCUGUUGAUCUUAGCGACGAGAGUGCGUUUGCGGUUAGUUGGGCAGUUCAGAACUAUCUCCGCCCCGGUGACGCUGUUAUUCUUGUUCACGUUCAACCAACCAGCGUCCUCUACGGUGCCGAUUGGGGCGCAAUUGAUAUGACGGUACGCGAAGAAAUAGAAAUCAAUGAAGGGGAAAUUGGUAACGAGGAGACGCAGCAGAAGAAACUCGAGGAGGAUUUCGAUUUGUUUACUAAUUCGAAGGCUAAUGAUAUUGCUCAACCUUUGGUGGAGGCGGAUAUUCCUUUCAAGAUCCAUAUAGUUAAGGACCAUGACAUGAAGGAGAGGCUCUGUUUGGAGGUGGAGAGGUUGGGUCUGAGCACACUGAUCAUGGGAAGUCGAGGUUUUGGAGCAGCGAAGAGGAACGCCAAGGGAAGGCUUGGCAGCGUGAGCGAUUACUGCGUGCAUCACUGCGUUUGUCCCGUGGUGGUUGUCAGGUUUGCGGAUGAGAAGGACGGUGGUGGGAAUUCCGGGGAUUUUACUUCCAAGGUUCUGGAGGAGGAGGAGGAGGAGGUGGAGGAGAGUGGGUAUUACGAGGCAUUAAAUAAAAUUUCAGGUUCAGGAUCGCAGGACAAGAAAAUGACGGGUUCAUCAUGAUGAAUACAACGCGGUUGGUUAUUUUUUGCUCAGAUUCAGAAAAAGGCUUGUCGGGUAUGGAGAUGUCCUGGUGGUUGUGUCAACAUGUGUAGUAGAAGUUGGCAGUAACGUUCUCAGUCAGUUCUCUCUCUUACUAUAUUGUACAUCUUUUGUGAAGGUCAUGUUUUGCUUCUAUGGAUAAAGGCUGCAGUUUUUUGUGUUAUGGUAUAAUUUGUUUGCAACCUCAGUGUCACCAGUUUAAAACAUUGAAGAUGGGAUGUUAAUAGUGUAUAUCUUUCCUGUA